AUGAAUUCCACACAGUGUUUCCUUACUUCACACAUCCGCCUUGGUGUUCUCCACGGGCCAGUGCGAGGAGCCCCCCGUUCUUUUAAGCUGAGUGCCUCUAAAGGAGUUCGCUAUCCUCGUCUUUCCACCCUCUCGCUGGCGGGUGGGUUCUCCAUAAUCGCCGAACCCAAGGCCUUAAGGUGGCCCCCUAUCUUAAAUAUCGCACGCAGUUCGAGCACAGUAGCUAAUCAAAGCCUCCAUCGCGAGGAUCUCAGGGAGGAGCCCUCUAGCUGGUGGCUGCGCACCUACCAUCGCGCGUUUUUCGCGCCAAACGAACGCGACGACGGCGGCGAAGAAGAAAAGGGCGACCGCACCAAAGUCGAAUGCCUCCUUCCAAUGGAAAGUGGGGAGGUGUUGCGCGUUACCCGAGGUAUUUGUACGGCGCUCUCUUCUCUUCUUUCGGAAGGUGGCGAAGCGCUACGCGAACCCUCCGACAUGUUGCUUGUGCGAGAGAUGCAGGCUGUGCUGCUUUUCAUCAUUCACCAUCGCCUGCGGUACUUCAUGAUUCCCCCCUUCCAGCCGCCAGGGGAGGGGAUCGAUGCGCUGGGCGACAAAGAAAUCGUAGGCGAACUGCGGGAGGCCGUGGAAACGUCCAGUGAUGCCUCUUUGGGCUCUCCAAACCCCUCCUGCGCGCUCCAGCCAGCCGAAAAGGGCGAUUACGAAAAAGAUUCGUCCUUCCUCGGCGUCCGGCGUGCGGCGUGUGAGCGGGUGGAUGAUUUAACCGCGCCCGUUCCCCCCCGGGUGUUGUCAACCGCUGAGAGUUUGGUGGGGGUGGUGAAAUCCAUUUUAGACCUCCCGCCCACGGCCGUUACGCGGAUGUACCACACCCACAGCGUCCUCUACGAACUCCUCCUCACGCCUUUGGGAGUGGUGGAGCAGCUGACGAGCUCGACGAUCGCGUUGGUCGCGACGUGCAUGGCGAGGUGCGCGGAGGGCUACGCCGUGCGGCUUCAUCUUUCCGCCUUUACUUCGGAUGAUGAAAGGCGCCCGUCGUGGGAGGGAGGAAACCUCGUGGAGGAGGAGGAGGAGGGAGGGAAGCGUCUUCUGCGGAUGUACCUCGAUCAAGACGCGUUGCUCGCCACGCAGGCAGAGCAGAUGACAAAAUUUCUUGCCGAUUUUCAGCCAGGCGUAAACCCCGUUGUCGUGAUUUCACACUUCAACAUCCUAUGUCGUGUGGUGCGGAAACGCAUGGAGGAUUUUCUUGCCCACCAGUACGCGGAAUGGAAAGCCACUUCCGCAAACUUCCAUAACAGCAAAACUAAAGAGAUCAAAUAUUUAAAACAAAAAGACUUUUGGGAUCGCGUGAAAGGUCCUGCUGGGUCUGAUAGCUCGCUGGUGGCGGCGGUGGAGCGGAGGCAACGCGCUGAGGAGGCAAAGCUCCGCCUCCUUCCCCUCGAGGAGCGCAAAAAAAAAAAUGUGGAAGGGGGGGCUCGACCGCGGCGUCGGCGCGCCGUUGGCAACGUCAUCGCGGAAAAAAGUCAAUCCACCGUCAUUCCCCCUCCUGAUCACGCAAAGGCGUGUGAAUCGCGCGAGUUUCUUGAUUUAACUCUGAGCGAUGUGGCCACGAUCGCCUCUGCGGUGGGUUUUCUGCGGUAUGCGGAUUCAUUUUUUUGGGAGGUGCUCACCACCUUCACCUGCUGGAGGCUCUCCCUCGCGGAAACGGAGGAUCUCGAAUUGGAUCAUAAAGGGUGGAGCAUGAGGUUGCGGGAGGUGCGCGAUAUCGCGUACGCCCUCGAUUACGCCCGUCAACGCGACCAUUACACGCGCCUAAUGGAGGAGCUGGUGCGUAUGGGAUGGCUUUCCGAACCCAUUCCCCCCCCCUCGAUGACGGUGCAGGCAAUGCAAAGUGGGGUUCAGUAA
Messenger RNA from Phytomonas sp. EM1, 1899 nucleotides. NCBI's taxonomy places the organism in Eukaryota, Euglenozoa, Kinetoplastea, Trypanosomatida, Trypanosomatidae. The record is from the annotation of a GenBank genome assembly.